Molecule: messenger RNA, 3166 nt
Organism: Caretta caretta (loggerhead turtle)
Lineage: Eukaryota; Metazoa; Chordata; Testudines; Cheloniidae
Gene: MEIOB
Product: meiosis specific with OB-fold
Biological process (GO): resolution of meiotic recombination intermediates
Molecular function (GO): single-stranded DNA 3'-5' DNA exonuclease activity; single-stranded DNA binding
Source: RefSeq, a predicted model, not a curated record
AUGGCCUACUCCAUUUCAACCCAGAACUUUGUUGCACUUUCAGAUCUGCAUCCAAAUCUGACUCGCCCUAGUAUAAUCGGUGUAGUUAUUGGGAAAACAGAUGUCAAAGGUUUUCCAGACCGAAAAAACAUUGGAUCUGAGAGAUACACUUUCAGUUUUACCAUUCGAGAUUCACCAGCUUACUUUAUAAAUGUAAAUUCUUGGGGCAGAGAGGAGUAUGUUAGGUCACUUUCAGAAAGUUUUAGAGUAGGUGAUUGUGUGACAAUUGAAAAUCCUUUAGUACAAACAAAGGAGCUAGAAAAGGAAGAAAAAUUCAAUCCCACAACUCCUAGCUGCUACAAAUUAUUGCUCAGUGAGACUCAUUCAGUGGUCAAAAUUUGUUGCUGCUAUGAAGUGGACACCAAGCUGCUUUCCCUGUUGCAUCUACCUGUAAAGGAUCCUCACGAUUACUAUUCUCUGGGUGACAUUGUUGCAAAUGGGCAAAGCCUUGAUGGAAGAAUCAUUAAUGUGCUUGCCGCAGUGAAGUCGGUUGGGGAGCCAAAGUACUUUACCACUUCAGACAAAAGGAAAGGUCAGAGGUGUGAAGUAAAGCUGUAUGAUGAAACAGAGUUGUCCUUUGCAAUGAUCUGUUGGGAUAAUGAAUCUAUCCAGUUUGCGCAAAGUUGGAUGCCACGAGAAACAGUAAUAUUUGCAUCAGAGCUGAGAAUAAAUUUUGACAAAUUUAGGAACUGCAUGACUGCAACUGUUAUAUCAAAAACCAUUUUUACAACUAAUCCAGACAUACCAGAAGCGAAUAUUCUUUUCAACUUCAUAAAAGAGAGUGCAGCAACGGGAGCUUUGGAUGAUAUAACUGAGGCUCAGUUAAAAGAAUCCAUAAAUUUGCAGACUAUAGUUGACAUUUAUACUGUGGAGCAGUUAAAGGUAAAAGCUUUGCAGAAUGAGGGAAAGCCUGAACCAGUCUAUGGUAUUAUUUACGCUUAUAUUUCUACAUUGAACAUUGACACAGAUUCAUCUAAAAUUAUACGAAACAGGUGUUCAGGGUGCCACUAUGUGGUCAAUGAAAUGUCAAACACAUGCACUUUCUGCAGUGACAUCUCUUCAGAUGCUAAGUCUGUUUUUACCAGUUUUGAUUUACUAGUUGAUCUUACAGAUCACACAGGCACUCUACGUUCAUGUUACCUCUCAGAUGUUGUAGCUGAGGAAACAUUAAGCUGCACGGUCCAUGAGUUCCUCACUCUGACAGAAGAGCAGAAGACAGCAUUAAAAUGGCACCUUCUUCUGGAACGAAGCAAAAUUUAUUUUAAAUUGGUUUUGUCACCCAGUUUGAGAACCGGAUUGAGAGUGAACUUGCUUUCAUGCAAACUAGCAGAUCCUGUAGAGGCUAGUCAGAGCUUGUCAGGAAAAGGAAGAAAACAACAUUGUUUGGCUUUUUAACAGCUGGAAGGAUUUAAAAAGGUUGUACUGCGUUGAAACGACAUUAUUAUAAAAAAAGAUGUUUGAAUCAAUACUUGUAUUUUGUUAAAUGUAUUUAGAUUGGUAAAAGAGAAACAGGUUUAUUACUGAACUUUACAAAUGGGCCUAUAUCAUCUUGAUAUUUCUGUUUUAUAUUAUUCUACUUAAAAAAGCUGAUUUAGGGGUCAUUUUAGGAAAAAUCUGUCUGCCAUCUAGAUGCACUUUCUGUUGAAUUAAGCCCCUUAAGUAGAGAGGGAAACCAUUUUCAUUCAGUUUAUAAUACAUUUUGAAAAAUGCUCAAAGGAAUAAUAAACAGUUGUUUAAUCUAAGCUGCAAACAUGUUUUUAUUACAAUAUACCCCAUAGGAAAGAAAUUCUAAAACCAUAAUUCUUGAUUUAUUGCAGUAGAUAUGAUCUGUGAUCUUGUAUAGCAUGGGAGAGUAGUGAUCACAAUGCAGUAAAAACAGAAUUCUGUCUCGCCAAAAAUGAUCUUCUGUGACUGAUGGCCCACUGAAGUUCUGUUCUUUCUAGCCAAAGAGGAUAAUCACUCCUUUUUGGGAAAAAUCCCUGUAAUUCUAAACUAUAAAACACAAUAGACCAGUGGUUCUCAACCAGGGGUACAUGUAGAGGUCUUCCAGGGGGUACAUGAACUCAUCUAGAUAUUUGCCUAGUUUUAUAAUAGUCUACAUAAAAAGCACUAGCGAAGUCAGUACAAACAAAUGUCAUACAAUGACUUGUUUAUACUGCUCUAUAGACUAUACACUGAAGUGUAAGUACAAUAUUUAUAUUCCAAUUGAUUUAUUUUAUAAUUACAUGGUGUGACAAAGUUCCUGCUCUGCCUUGGUGGGUCUUGCACUUAUUGGCAGAUUUGCUCACCUUGGAGCUUCACAGCAGCCCUCAGCUUGGCCGUUUUUCUGAAUUCACAGUCCAGGUCGACUCCUCCUGUGUCUGACCAGGAGUUGGGAGGUUUGCAGGGGAACCCGGGCCCACCCUUUCCUCCGGGUUCCAGCCCAGGGCCCUGUGGAAUGCAGCUAUCUAGAGUGCCUCCUGGAACAGCUCUGCGACAGCUACAACUCCCUGGGCUACUUCCCCAUGGCCUCCUCCCAACACCUUCUUUAUCCUCACCACAGGACCUUCCUCCUGGUGUCUGAUAAUGCUUGUACACCUCAGUCCUCCAACAGUCCACACUCUCAGCUCCUCGUGCCUCUUGCUCCCAGCUCCUUGCACGCACCACAAACUGAAGUGAGCUCCUUUUUAAAACCCAGGUGCCCUGAUUAGCCUGCCUUAAUUGAUUCUAGCAGCUUCUUGAUUGGCUGCAGGGGUUCUAAUCAGCCUGUCUUAAUUGUCUCCAGAAGGUUCCUGAUAGUUCUGGAACCUUCCUUGUUACCUUACCCAGGGAAAAGGGACCUACUUAACCUGGGGCUAAUAUAUCUGCCUUCUAUUACUCUCCUGUAGCCAUCUGGCCCAACCCUUUCACAAUAUAUAAUUUUCUCUCUGUAGGAGGGUUUGGUCAUUACCAGAGGAGAAGAGAUGUUAAAUAACCAAAAUUGUGUUCAACGGUAAAAGGCAAUUUAAAAUCAUAAUAAAAUUUCAGCUGCUGUGGCAAAAAACCUUCCUUGUUACCUUACCCAGGGAAAAGGGACCUACUUAGCCUGCUCUCCUGCUGCUACACUCUGGCCUGGGCUUUCCUUGCUUUUUGUCCCUGCUUUCGGCUU